Messenger RNA from Ruditapes philippinarum (Manila clam), 1582 nucleotides. RefSeq names its product serine/threonine-protein kinase Nek1-like. Gene Ontology annotation, molecular function: protein kinase activity; ATP binding. NCBI's taxonomy places the organism in Eukaryota, Metazoa, Mollusca, Bivalvia, Venerida, Veneridae. The coding region runs from base 125 to 1582 and encodes 485 amino acids. The record is from RefSeq and is a predicted model, not a curated record. The transcript is spliced from 8 exons. Gene Ontology annotation, biological process: protein phosphorylation.
GGAAGUUGUCAUACCUUGGUACUCUUCAAUUGUGAGAUUUGGCGCUAGAAUUUGACAUUUCAUUAGAAGAUUUAUCAAUUUGAAGCUGUGUUGAUGGCAGAGUAAAAACAAAACUAAAGGCCAAAUGGGUGACAAGUAUAAUCCUCUGUUUGAACUGGGAGCCGGUUCAUUUGGGAAAGCCUGGGUUGUAAAAGACACCAAGACACAGAAGAAGUAUGUUUCAAAAGUUAUUCAGAUCAAAGGUUUGUCGAGCGAGGCCCUCGAUCGUUGUGUGACGGAGGUUGCAGUUCUUAGUGCAUGUUGUCAUGAGAAUAUCGUACGGUAUUUGGAAGCUUUCGUCAGUAACGGGGCUCUGCAUAUCGUCAUGGAGUACGCAUCGGGAGGAGAUUUGCAGCAGAAGAUUGAGAAACAGAACGGUGUAUUGUUUACUAGUGACAAGAUACUAGAGUGGUUUCUACAAGUCAUCCUGGCUUUAGAGUAUAUCCAUAGCAAAAAUAUACUGCAUAGAGAUUUGAAGCCACAGAAUAUUUUCCUGACAGACAUUGGUGUAGUGAAGCUCGGUGAUUUUGGUAUAGCUCGGGUUCUCAACAGUUGUGAUGAUCUAGCUUCAACUAGGAUAGGAACACCUUUCUACAUCAGUCCUGAAAUCUGUGAGAGAAAACCAUAUAACAGUUGUAGUGACAUGUGGGCAGCUGGAUGUCUCCUGUACCAGAUGUCCAUGCUGCGUGUACCAUUUCAUGCCACAAAUUUUGAUGACCUCUGCAAGAAUAUCAUCAAGGCUCAAUAUGACCCAAUUCCAAGCCAAUUUCAAGGAAUUAUAAAAGAUUUGAUUUCAAAGUUGUUGGUCUCUACCCCAGAACAUAGACUCUCAGCUUCACAGCUGCUUCGGUUAGAGUCCUUGCGAGAUAUUGUGUUAUAUUUGAAAUCCAGAAACAGACGUAAAGGUCAGAGUUCAAGGAUAAGGUCAAAUAGCUUAGUCACUGAAAGGUCAAGGUUAAAUUUGUGUUCAAAAUCUAGGUCAUCUAGUGUGAACAGAUUGAAUAGGGAAUCAGUUGGAAAUGGUGAAGUGAUGUUUGGUAAACAACAUCAAGAUAAAUACAAAGGCUCAGAUGAUGUUAAUAUCAGAAAUAAGAAUGUACCAACAGAUAAAAACAGAAUUUGUAAAUCAAAUGUUGAAGGCGGGUCUGAACAGCAUUAUAGCAGAGGUGAUGAAAAUUGUUUUAGAAUAGACAGAGACAGAAUAACUGAAAAACAUGAUGGUGAAGCAAAUAUAAAUGGUGCAGAAAAACUUGCCUAUGUCAAUCCCAGUAUAAGUAGAAGAAACAUUAGAAGUGUCAGUGAUGAUGCAGUUGGAACUAAAGCAGUUGAAAAGUCUAACAACAAAGUAGAGGAUGAAAAGGAACUCAAUCUAACCAAAAAACCAAUCAAUACAAAAACUUACGCCAUAAAGGACUCUGUUGUAAAAAGACUGUCACAGGCAUCACCAAUACUGGCACAGACUGUGAGAAAACAGAGGUUUUCCCUGUCAAUUAGUGAAGCAGAUUCCUCAUUGAAAAUGGUAGGUAAUAAAAACGCAAAUUAG